AUGCACUCCCAAUGGCUGUCCCAGAGAUGGACAGCCUACUUUUGCUUCCUAUCCCUUCUACUAUCCUUCAUUACUCCUGCAGUCUCGGUCAAGGAGAACGACUUCAAGAAAUGCCACCAGUCUGGCUUCUGCAAACGUAACAGGGCCUAUGCCGACAACGCACUUGCAUCGAGCUCCUGGGAAACACCAUACAAGGUCUUGCCAGAAUCAACAUCGUUCAAGGAUGGCCAGCUUCAGGCUGUCAUUCUUAAGACUAUCAACGAGCAGGGCGAAACUGUUCGACUCCCGAUAACCGUCUCCUUCCAUCAAGCUGGAACCGCCCGAGUCAUCGUGAAUGAGGAGAAGCGUCAAAAGGGAGAGAUCGAGCUCCGAAACAACAGUCCGAUCCGAAAGGAACGAUACAAUGAGGCCGAGAAGUGGGUCAUCGUGGGUGGAACAGCUCUCGACAAAGAUGCCAAGAUCAUCUACGAGGACAAGUCCCAGACAACUGUCCAGUAUGGACCUGACUCCAAGUUCGAGGCUGUCAUCAAGUUCGCGCCUUUCAGCAUUGACUUCAAGAGAGACGGCAAUUCGCAGAUUAAGUUCAACGACCGUGGCCUGCUCAACGUGGAGCACUGGAGGCCCAAGAUUGACAAGGUUGAGCCCGAAAAGAAGGAGGGGGAAGCCGAAGCAGGCGCCGAGACUGACGCCGAGAAGAAGACCGAGGAGGAACCAAAGGGUGAAGAUGAGAGCACUUGGUGGGACGAGUCGUUCGGAGGCAACACGGACUCCAAGCCUCGCGGCCCCGAGAGUGUUGCUCUUGACAUUUCCUUUGUCGGCUACGACCAUGUCUUCGGCAUUCCUGAGCACACCGGCCCUCUGUCCUUGAGGGAGACUCGUGGUGGCGAGGGAAACUUCGAGGAGCCAUACAGACUGUACAACGCCGACGUCUUUGAGUAUAUUUUGAACAGCCCCAUGACCCUCUACGGGGCCAUUCCAUUUAUGCAGGCUCACAAGAAGGACUCCUCGGUUGGCGUCUUCUGGCUCAAUGCCGCUGAGACUUGGGUUGACAUCACCAAGGGCAAAGAGUCGAAGAACCCACUGGCCAUCGGCGCCUCGGCAAAGACAAACACUCAUUCCCACUGGAUUUCUGAGAGCGGUCUGUUGGACGUCUUUGUCUUCCUUGGCCCUACUCCUCAGGAUCUCACCAAGGCUUUUGGUGAGCUUACUGGCACUACUGCCAUGCCCCAGGAGUUCGCACUCGGAUACCACCAGUGCCGUUGGAACUACAUCUCCGACGAUGACGUGAAGGACGUCGAUCGCAAGAUGGACAAGCACAAGAUCCCAUACGAUGUCAUUUGGCUCGACAUUGAGUACACAGACGGCAAGAAGUACUUCACCUGGGAUGACCAGAUGUUCAAGGACCCACUCGGCAUGGGCAAGCAGCUUGAUGCCAGUGGCCGCCAGCUGGUGACCAUUAUUGACCCUCAUAUCAAGAACGAGAAUGAUUACCCCGUCGUUUCUGAGAUGAAAGCUAAAGACCUGGCCGUCAAGAACAAGGAAUCAAAUAUCUACGAGGGUUGGUGCUGGCCAGGCUCAUCUCACUGGGUUGAUUGUUUCAAUCCGGAGGCCAUUAAGUGGUGGAAGUCGCUCUUCCGUUACGAUGCCUUCAAGGGCACUAUGGAGAACACAUGGAUUUGGAACGAUAUGAACGAGCCUUCGGUCUUCAACGGGCCCGAAGUUACUAUGCCCAAAGACAACAUCCAUCACGGAGGGUGGGAGCACCGUGACAUCCACAACAUCAAUGGUAUGACCUUCCACAAUGCCACCUACGAGGCUCUUGUGUCGCGUAAGAAAGGCGAGUCUCGCCGGCCAUUUGUGCUCACCCGAUCUUUUUACGCUGGGUCUCAGCGAAUCGGUGCUAUGUGGACUGGAGACAAUCAAGCCUCCUGGGACCAUCUCGGAGCCUCGAUUCCCAUGAUCUUGGCCCAGGGUAUCUCCGGCUUCCCUUUCGCAGGUGCCGAUGUUGGUGGCUUCUUCGGAAACCCGGACCAGGACCUGCAAGUCCGCUGGUACCAGGCUGGCGCCUUCUAUCCGUUCUUCCGUGGGCACGCCCACAUUGACGCACGCCGUCGCGAGCCCUACCUGAUCGGCGAGCCUUACACCAGCAUGGUCACGUCAGCCCUGCGACUGCGCUAUAGCCUCCUGCCCUCGUGGUAUACAGCCUUCCAUCAGGCUCACAAGGACGGCUCCCCUAUCGUCCGCCCCAUGUUCUACACCAACCCGUCCGACGAGGGUGGUCUUGACAUUGACGACCAACUUUUCGUGGGAAGCACCGGCCUCCUUGUGAAGCCCAUCGUCGACAAGGACCAGGAGUCCACAGACAUCUACAUUCCCGAUGACAGUGUGUACUACGACUACUUUACCUACGACAUUGUGCCGACCCAGAAGGGCAAGAAGGUCACCGUCUCGGCACCGCUGGACAAGAUCCCCCUGCUCAUGCAGGGCGGGCACAUCUUCCCCCGCCGUGACAGGCCGAGGAGGUCCACGGCGCUGAUGAAGUGGGACGACUACACGCUCGUCGUCACCCUGCCCAAGUCGGGCGGCCACGCAGAAGGCGAGCUGUACACGGACGACGGUGACUCGUUUGACUACGAGAAGGACCAGUACAUCCACCGCAGCUUCGUGCUUGACGGCAACGUCCUGUCGUCCAAGGACGCGGAGGGUAGGGAUACUAAGAAGAUUAAGGAGGGCGAGUGGCUCAAGAACAUGAAGAAUGUGAGCGUCGACAAGGUCGUCAUCGUCGGCGCACCGGCGAGCUGGGCCAAAAAGCAGGAGGUCACAGUCACUGGGGCAGGCGGCAAGACGUGGACUGCGCAGGUGGACUACACGCCCGGCACGAAGAGCAAGGCCGCGUUCGCGGUGGUCCGCAGGGUCGGGGCGCCAAUCGGAGAGGACUGGAGCGUCUCGUUUGAGUAG
Molecule: messenger RNA, 2958 nt
Organism: Diaporthe amygdali
Lineage: Eukaryota; Fungi; Ascomycota; Sordariomycetes; Diaporthales; Diaporthaceae
Product: glycoside hydrolase family 31 protein
Exons: 2
Coding region: 1-2958 (985 amino acids)
Biological process (GO): N-glycan processing; carbohydrate metabolic process
Cellular component (GO): glucosidase II complex
Molecular function (GO): carbohydrate binding; alpha-glucosidase activity
Source: RefSeq, a predicted model, not a curated record